Molecule: messenger RNA, 1663 nt
Organism: Austrofundulus limnaeus
Lineage: Eukaryota; Metazoa; Chordata; Actinopteri; Cyprinodontiformes; Rivulidae
Product: G-protein coupled receptor 55
Exons: 2
Coding region: 140-1099 (319 amino acids)
Biological process (GO): phospholipase C-activating G protein-coupled receptor signaling pathway; positive regulation of Rho protein signal transduction
Cellular component (GO): plasma membrane
Molecular function (GO): G protein-coupled receptor activity
Source: RefSeq, a predicted model, not a curated record
GCGCCUACACACACACGAGAAGUUUCACUCUUGUUUGGUGUUUUUAUCAUGUUUGUGUGUCUCUGUGGGAACCAAGAGUAGCAACAGGAAAGGCACAUUCAAAUCGAAGUUGGUAAAUGUUGAAAUAUUACAAGUGCUGAUGGGACCACGACUGAACCGUUUGUCCUGCAGGGAAAACUGCACAGACCAAGCCGACCAGCUCAUGAAGGUUCUGGAGCUGGUCAUCUACAUCCCCGUCUUUGUCGUGGGCCUUCUUCUAAACGUGGCGGCCCUGCUGGUGUUCUGCGUGUAUCUGAAGAAAUGGACCGAAUCCACCAUCUACAUGACCAGUUUGGCUCUGAUGGACCUGCUCCUCCUGCUGCCCUUACCCUCCAAGAUGCAUGCUGUGAAUCACGAGUGGGACGGCACGCUCUGGCCUCUCUGCUCCUUUCUGGAAAACCUCUACUUUGUCGGCACGUACGGCAGCAUCUACAUGAUCACGUGCAUCGCCGUAGAUAGGUGGCUGGCCAUCUGUCACCCCUUCAAAGCCAAGCAGCUGCGCUCCCCCAGGGCGGCUGUGAUCAGCUGCCUGGGGAUCUGGGUGCUGGUGAUUUCGGCCACCUUUCCGGUCACCUUCAGGUUCCGAGAAAGCAACCAGUCGAAGAUCCACUGCUUCCACAGGUUUUCGGAGAAGGGCUGGAGUCCCGCAGUGAUCAGCUGCGUGAUGUUCUUCGGCUUCCUGGGGCCCGUSGUGGUGGUGGUCCUGUGUUCGGCUCACACCAUCUCGGCGCUCCAGCAGUCGGGGCAGCGGAGCUCUCAGAGCCGGGCCUGYGUGAAGAUCAUCUGCAGCAGCCUGUGCGCCUUCCUGCUGCCGUUCACCCCGAGCCACCUGGGGAUCUUUCUGCAGUUCCUGGUGCACCAAAAUGUGUUCCAGGACUGCGAGGCCAAGUCCAGGAUCAGCCUGUUCCUGCAGCUGACCAUGUGUUUGUCCAACAUCUCUUGCUGCCUGGACGCUCUGUGCUAUUACUUCAUCGCCCACGAGGUGAGGAACACCAAAACCCUCAUCAGGAGGACACUGAGCAGCCAGAGAAGAGCCACCUGCAGCUCCUCGGAGCUCUGAACUCUUWAGGCCCACCGCCCCGGUGGAAGUCGAACUCAUUCUGAAACCAUUAGUUUUUUAUUUUUAAAGUGGCGCUGAGCCAGCAGAUUUUGUGCACUGAGAGCAGUAAAUAAAGCAGGUCAGUUUCUGCUCUUAUUCAACCACAGAGCUGAAGGUAGGUCUGUGAUUGGCUCCAGCAGCAGGAAGCCAGCAGGGCCUUGUCUUAACCCCCAAAMAGCUCUGAUCACCAAAGUCUAGAGGAAUAUUCCACUACAGAGAGACAAAUGUGAAGUGUCUGAAGUGAUCAAAACGCUCCUGGUGAGAAACUCAGGUUGUGAUUCAUCUGAAAUCUGAGAACAGGCGGCUGGAAGCAGAGCUGUGUUGUUUUUUUAAUUCUCAGAAACUGACAUCAAACAGAGGGGAAAGCUCUGAGAGUCUCGUUAGAAAGGAAAAAAAAGAUAAAGCAACAGAGAAAUAUCUCAAAAGAAAUUAGUUUUUUUGAAUGAGAGAUGAUUAACAAGAAUACAUAGAGGCAUAUUUAUAAGAAAACUUUACAUUAUUUUUCUAACUAAUACGUCAAAUUCU